AGGGUCAGCCCGGGGGGUCAUGGCCCAUGGAGCUAUGGACGGCCAGGGGAAGGGUGCCGGGAAGCGUGGUGCGAGGCAGAGGAAGCCAGCAGAGGGCGUCGAUAUCAACACCAUGCUCGACGACGGGGCGGAGCCACCACCAGAGUGGGGCGACACGACCACCGUGAUGAUGCGGAACUUGCCCAACAAGUAUACCCAGCGCAUGCUGCUCACCGAGGUCAACGAAGUCGGCUUCAUCGGAACAUUUGACUUCCUGUACUUGCCAAUCGACCCCGAGACUAAUGCCAACCGGGGGUAUUGUUUUGUCAACUUCGUCUCACCUUCCGCCUCCUGGAUGUUCAAAAAGGCGUUCGAGGGCCGGGCAAUGUCCUUCUUCAACUCCAAGAAGGUCGUGUCGGUGGCUCCCGCGACCCUGCAGGGCUUCGAGGCAAACUACGCCCACUACUCCUCCGCACGGGUCAACCGCGGCGACCCAGCCACCCGGCCGCUGUUUCUGCGAGAGCCGGACCAGCUGGAGAUGAGCGCGCAGAUGUACCGUGGCGACGCUCGGGGCAGCAGGCUGGGCAGCCGGCCGUCUGCCGGCAGCGGCCCCCGCGGGGCCGCCCGGCAGCACCGCGCCGGCGGCCCUCGGCCUUCCAUGGACGCCCUCGGCCUGUCCGAGGACGCGUACGGCGUCGCCGGUGCCGAGGGCGCGCAGCCCCACUUCGGGAUGGGCGGCGCCAUGUUUCAGGUCCCCUACCCGGGCGGAGGCGCGGCGCCCACGGCCGCCGACGUGGGCGCGGGGGCCGCCCCGCAGCACAGGUUCUGCCCGCAGUGCGGGGGCGCCAUCCAGGCGAUCUUCCAGUUCUGCCCGCAGUGCGGGGCGUCCCUGGACGCCCUGCGCUGAGGUGGAGCGCGGGGAGGAGGACCGAGGAGAAGAGGGCGGCGGCACGAUGCCCCCCCCCUCCCAGUGCUGCCGGG
Messenger RNA from Prorocentrum cordatum, 960 nucleotides. The record is from the annotation of a GenBank genome assembly. Lineage: Eukaryota; Dinophyceae; Prorocentrales; Prorocentraceae.